Molecule: messenger RNA, 729 nt
Organism: Ananas comosus (pineapple)
Lineage: Eukaryota; Viridiplantae; Streptophyta; Magnoliopsida; Poales; Bromeliaceae
Exons: 1
Coding region: 1-729 (242 amino acids)
Source: RefSeq, a predicted model, not a curated record
AUGGAAUCAAAUGGCCCACAAAAAACCCCAGUGAAGUCGCUGUGGCACGUGGUACGUGCGGUUUACUACAUGCUGCUGAAGGGGGUGUGGAAGCGCAGUCUGGCGCUCGACCUGCACCUGCUCUUCAAGCGCGGGAAGAUUGCCGGCGGGCGGGCGCUGUCGGGGCUCCUGACUGCCCACCACCACCACCAGCACAACCACCAGCACCACAGCCACGAGCGGAGGACUGCCGCAUUCGACGUGGCGGCAUUCUCUUCGGCCUUCUCCUGCCGCUCCAUGGACGCGGCCAACGCCGUCUACGCCCCGCGCGAAGUCGAGUUCAGCUGCAACAACACCCCCUCCUUCCCCUUCCUCCACCGAAAAGACCGCCACCAGCAUCGCCACCGCCACCGUCACGGCCACCGCGACAGCGGCAGCAGCAGGCGCGACUCCACUCUCUACAGCUACGACGCCGCCGCCAUCGCGAAGGUGUUCGAGGUGCUCAACUCGGACUCCUCGCCGUCGACGUCGACGUCGCCCGCGUUGUUCGCGAGGAGCCCGCACCGGGUGCGGCAGCUGCGGGUGACGGACUCGCCGUUUCCGGAGGAAUUGGAGGAGGAGGAUUUGGAGGUGGGGGGUGGGGGAGUGGAUAUGGAGGCCGAGGAGUUUAUACGCUGGUUUAGGGAGCAGCUACGCUCGCAAACGCAUGGCACAACUCCGGAAUACGGAUAUGGUGAUCAUUGGUUGUGA